GACGACCGAAAGAGGCCAGAUUGAGAUGAGUGCAAGCAACCUGAACCAGAGAAGUCCAGUGCUUGAUCCACUCACCAGGAUUGCACAGAUGACGACCGAAAGAGGCCAGAUUGAGAUGAGUGCAAGCAACCUGAACCAGAGAAGUCCAGUGCUUGAUCCACUCACCAGGAUUGCACAGUGUCCGAAACAUCACCUAGUGUGCGCAACAAUAGGCUCCUUGGACAAGUGCGUUCAGUGUGUGGGACCUGUAUCCUCCAAGUGGCUUGGCUAUCAAUGCAAAGUCUGUUCAGGAGUCUGGCAUAAAUCCUGCCUCAGACGAAUAAAUGAUAACCUCCAACACCACUCAAAGGGGCAGCAGUUUUCUGAAUGUCCUGAGGGUGAGCUGUCGUCAGAUCAGGAGAACAUGUCUGAUAUGGAAUACGUACCAGACUCUGAGUCACAAGAAGAUGAAGAAGAUGAAGAUAAUGAAGACUCAGAUGCAAGAGUGCCCUUUAUGUCUAAUCAUUCAAAACGAGAACAGAUUCAAGUAAAUCCAGCGAUGCCCGAUGUCAGAACAUCUAAAGUGUCAGACACAAGCUUUCCAGUUGUACCCAGCACGUCAAAGUCUUGGCAACCUCUUGAAGAUGACAUGGGUGCCAAUGCUGCUAAAAUGUCGAAUGAUAAGCCAGAGGGUGAAGCUGAGAUUCACAAACCAGAAUCAACACAUCUGACAUUGAGCAAAAAAAAUUUCUGUUAUGUUUGUGGUAAACCACAAAGCAAAAUUUCACGCCACUUGAAAACGCAUAAGACACAUGCUGAAAUUGUACAUGCAUUUUCUCUCCCUGAGCACUCCAAAGAGCGCAAAAAACUGAUAGAAAAAAUGAGGAAUAAAGGAAAUUUUAGACAUAACGCUACAGUUUUACAAGAAGGAACCGGACAACUGAAGGUGAAGAAAAAAACAAAAGCUAAAGUUGUAGCAGGAAACUUUAUUCACUGUAUGUACUGUCAAGGAAUGUACAUUCGUAAGGAGCUUUGGAGACAUGUCCGCAGAUGCCCCUGCAAGCCAGAAGAUUUGGAUGAAGAACCUGGAAGAACAAAAGUGCUGGGUUUGGCUGGAGCUCAACAGUCUAUGUCCUGUCAGCAGAUUCCAAGUGGAGUGUGGAAGCUGAUUAGUGUAAUGAGGCAGGAUGAGGUUACCUCUGUUGUGCGGAAUGACUUUUCAAUUAUUCAGUUUGCCCAGUCACUUUACAACAGGCACGGACACGACCCUACAAAAUAUGAAUACAUAAGACAGAAGCUUCGUGAAAUCGGACGUCUGUUGUUAUGUUUGCGCACGGACUUCUCAGUACAUAACCUAGAGGACGCUGUUAAACCUGCAAACUUUAAGACAGUUGUGCAAGCAGUGAAAAAAGUUUCAGGUUUCGAUGAUGAAAAGCUGUCAUACCGAACACCCAGCCUUGCACUUAAAUUAGGACAUGCUCUGAACAAAAUCAAUGACAUCAUUCAUUGUCGGGCCCUCAUGGCUGAAGAUGAUGAACUGGUCAAGUCCACUGGCUUUUUCAAAAAAUUGUACACAUCCAAGUGGGCUGAGUUGGUGUCUCACAGUGCACUGAACACGCUGAGUGAUGCAAAGUACAACAAACCAUCAACUCUACCCUUCACAGAAGAUGUUCAGAUGCUUCAUCAGUUCCUCCAGAAAUCUGCAGAAAGUGCCUUUAGCAAAUUGAAGGAGGAGGCCACGGCUCAAAAUUAUGGUUGUCUUGCAAAUGCUACACUUUCACAAAUAAUUGUUUUUAAUCGUAGACGUGCUGGGGAGGUUUCGAAGAUGCGCCUCAAAAGCUUUGAGCAGAGGGACUGCUCAAAGCUCCAUGACGAUGUUGCUAUCGGACUAUCACAUGUUGAACAGAAGCUCUGCAACUUUUUUAGCAGAAUAGAAAUUAUGGGAAAAAGAGGGAGAAAAGUUGCAGUUCUGCUCACCCCAAGUGUUUUAGAUGCUCUGUCACUUUUGAUUAGUAAACGGUCUGAGUGUGGUAUUUGUGCCACAAAUGUCUUCUUGUUUGCGAGACCCAAGUCAAUGAGCCACUAUAGAGGACAGGACUCUUUGCGUGUCCAUGCAAGCCAGUGUGGAGCAAAGCACCCUGAGCACCUCAGGUCUACACAGCUCAGGAAGCAUGUUGCCACACUUUCCCAAGUACUAAAUUUAAAAAACAAUGAACUUGAUCAGGUUGCAGAUUUUCUUGGUCAUGACAUUCGUGUUCACAGAGAUUUUUAUAGAUUACCAGUUCCCACCACACAACUGGCCAAGAUUUCAAAACUGCUUUUGACCAUGGAAAAGGGACAUCUCUCCAGCCUGCAAGGGAAAUCUCUGGAUGAGAUUGAACUAGAAGAGGAACUUGCACUGACUGACACUGAGGCCAAGGACAGUGAGGGUGAGUCGGAUGAGAGUGACACAGCUGUCACAGCAUCAGAAGGUGGAAAUGCCGAGCCUGUUGGUGCUGCAUUAGCUUCUACACUCACAGAACAGGUCCAGGAAACUGCAGAUUUAGCAGGAACUGUGUCGUCCACAGUAGAUGAGACUGCUUCUCCGUCUGAAGGCAAAACUCAUCAAGAACAUCAUUCCAGAAAAGUGAAAAAGAAGAUCUGGUCCAAGGCUGAGGAGGCUGCAGUAAUGCGGCACUUCAAAGCUUACAUACUCAAAGGAAGACUAGCCACCAAACAUGAAUGCAGUCACUGCAAGAUGGUCGAAGGCUCCGUGUUAGCACAACGAACAGUGCAAAAUAUAAGGGACUUUGUGAGAAACCGGGGAACAACUGCAAAGAGAAAGGCAGAGCAGCAAAAGCUGUAAAUCCACUGACUUGUGUUCAUUUGUUUUUGUUUGCAUUGUGGUUUGGCUGAUGCCUUAACGUUUUAAAAGGCAAAAUGUUUCAAAAAAUGUUAUUUUAAAGUGGAUAAAAGUAAUACUUCAGCAGACAAGCUAAUGGAAGUUCAUAAUGCCCAUUUUUUUUUUGUUUUUAGCGUGUGUGGCUGCUAAGAAAUUAGGUUUUGCUGUAUGCAAAUCCUGUUUACAAUUGUAAUAGGUAUUUGAAGUUCGCUCCAAACAAAUGCUAAAAAAAAUCCAGUUCUGUUUUUCUUCAUCUUGUGGUUAAGCUCAGAAUUGGGAUC
This is a messenger RNA of Pleuronectes platessa (European plaice), 3141 nucleotides long. RefSeq lists its product as uncharacterized. Bases 26 to 2824 code for a protein of 932 amino acids. The record is from RefSeq and is a predicted model, not a curated record. Gene Ontology annotation, biological process: DNA recombination; DNA integration. Gene Ontology annotation, molecular function: DNA binding. Lineage: Eukaryota; Metazoa; Chordata; Actinopteri; Pleuronectiformes; Pleuronectidae. The transcript is spliced from 8 exons.